Tachyglossus aculeatus (Australian echidna) is the source of this 4750-nucleotide messenger RNA. RefSeq names its product diacylglycerol kinase zeta (gene DGKZ). NCBI's taxonomy places the organism in Eukaryota, Metazoa, Chordata, Mammalia, Monotremata, Tachyglossidae. Gene Ontology annotation, molecular function: protein binding; ATP-dependent diacylglycerol kinase activity. The record is from RefSeq and is a predicted model, not a curated record. Bases 239 to 3622 code for a protein of 1127 amino acids. Gene Ontology annotation, cellular component: nucleus. The transcript is spliced from 32 exons. Gene Ontology annotation, biological process: diacylglycerol metabolic process; lipid phosphorylation; regulation of synaptic transmission, glutamatergic.
GUUGGGUAGGAGAAGUGCACCGUGGCUGGCUCUCAGGUUCCCGGCCACACUGCCGUAGCCCUUUGGGCCUCCACCCCAGCCUGGGGAAGAUUCAAGGGACCGAGCCACCCGCCCCACCGGAGAAGCAGAGACAGACCAGAUCCCCUCAGGGACCCCCUUCCCAGCAGGCCUCGAGGAGGGUGAGGGGGUGGUCUGCGAAUCAAAUCUGAGCACUGCUUUGGAAGCCGCCGCCCCUGCCAUGGAGACCUUCUUUAAGAGACACUUCAGGAGGAAGGGGCCAGGGGCGGGGCCCCAAGGGCAGCGGCGGAUCAGUGGUUUGGCCAUGCCCACGGGCAAGGCCCGGCGCCGCUCCCCGGCCGGCCUGCCCUCCACCUUGCUGACUCAGCGGCGGCGUUCCAGCAGCCAGCUCCUGGGCGGCAGCAUGGGGGACUCCUGCUGGCGCCCCGGCCCCGCGCCCCCCGGCCAUGGCUCCCGGGUCACCGUGGAGGAGGGGGACCCCGGGGACCGGAAGUGGCGUGCCAUCAAGGCCCACCCACUGGCAGCCCCGAUGCUGCUGGCUGGCCUCAUCCAGAUGAGCGAGGAGGAGGAGGAGGAGCAGCAGCCAGGGGAUCCGGGGAGCCCGGGGCCACCUGCCCCCCAGGAGGACAGCCAGGGUGGCAAGGAGCCCAGGGAUUCCCAUCCCCAUCAGCUGAGCUCCAAGCACCUCCUCCAGAUCCCCCGCUGCCUGCGGCGCCACAGCUCCUCCCACCUGCUGCCCGCCGACGCCGUCUACGACCGGGCACUGUGGGGUCUGCAUGGCUACUACCGGCAGCUUGGCCAGCGCCGGCCCUCAGGACAGUCCCUGGGCCCUGCUGCCCGCAGGAGCUCGGUCCCCCCAACCAGCCCGCUCCUACCCAUCCGCCUGCGCCCCCUGUCCCGCAGGCGGCAAGUGGCCAUGAGGCGCAAGUCGGCUGGGCCCGAGGCCUGGAGCCCACUCCUCUUGAAAGCCAUCGCCAAGUCGGGCCUUCAGCACCUGGCCCCCCCAACCCCUGGGGCGCUGUACAGCGAGCCUGAACGGCAGAUCCGCAGCACGGUCGACUGGAGCGAAGCAGCCGCCUACGGGGAGCACAUCUGGUUUGAGACCAACGUAUCUGGGGACUUCUGCUACGUGGGGGAACAGUAUUGCGUGGCCAAGAUGCUGCAGAAAUCCGUGUCCCGUCGAAAGUGCGCGGCCUGCAAAAUUGUCGUGCACACCCCCUGCAUCGAGCAGCUAGAGAAGAUUAAUUUCCGCUGUAAGCCUUCCUUCCGGGAGUCCGGUUCCAGGAAUGUGCGGGAGCCAACGUUCGUGCGGCACCAUUGGGUUCACCGGCGCCGCCAGGACGGGAAGUGUCGUCACUGUGGAAAGGGUUUCCAGCAGAAGUUCGCCUUCCACAGCAAAGAGAUCGUCGCCAUCAGCUGCUCGUGGUGCAAACAGGCGUACCACAGUAAGGUAUCCUGCUUCAUGCUGCAGCAGAUCGAGGAGCCUUGCUCUCUAGGGGCCCAUGCCGCUGUGGUCAUCCCCCCAACCUGGAUCCUGCGGUCCCGACGCCCCCAGAACCCACUAAAGGCCAGCAAGAAGAAGAAGAGGACGUCCUUCAGGAGGAAGUCCAGCAAGAAAGGGGCCGAGGAGGGCCGCUGGAAACCCUUCAUCAUCAAGCCUACCCCCUCACCCCUCAUGAAGCCCCUGCUGGUGUUUGUGAACCCCAAGAGUGGAGGUAACCAGGGGUCCAAGAUUAUCCAGUCCUUUUUAUGGUACCUCAACCCUCGUCAAGUGUUUGACCUGAGCCAGGGUGGCCCCAAGGAGGCGCUGGAGCUGUACCGCAAGGUUCACAACCUGAGGAUCCUGGCUUGUGGGGGUGAUGGGACGGUGGGCUGGAUCCUCUCCACCCUGGACCAGUUGCGCCUGAAGCCCCCACCCCCUGUGGCCAUCCUCCCGCUAGGCACCGGCAAUGAUUUGGCCCGGACCCUCAACUGGGGAGGGGGCUACACGGACGAGCCAGUGUCCAAGAUCCUGUCCCAUGUGGAGGAAGGGAACAUCGUGCAGCUGGAUCGCUGGGACCUCCAGCUGGAGCCCAACCCGGAGGCCGGGCCCGAGGAGCGGGACGAGAGCGCCACCGACAGGCUGCCCCUGGACGUCUUCAACAACUACUUCAGCCUGGGCUUCGAUGCUCACGUCACCCUGGAGUUCCACGAGUCCCGAGAGGCCAAUCCUGAGAAGUUCAACAGCCGCUUCCGGAACAAGAUGUUCUACGCUGGGACGGCAUUCUCCGAUUUCCUGACUGGCAGUUCUAAGGACCUGGCAAAGCACAUUCGAGUGGUGUGUGAUGGCACUGACCUGACCCCCAAGAUCCAGGACCUGAAGCCUCAGUGCAUCGUCUUCCUGAACAUUCCCAGGUACUGUGCCGGCACCAUGCCUUGGGGGCACCCGGGGGAGCACCACGACUUUGAGCCCCAGCGGCACGACGACGGCUACCUUGAGGUCAUCGGCUUCACCAUGACGUCCCUGGCGGCCCUGCAGGUGGGAGGGCACGGCGAGCGGCUGACCCAGUGCCGGGAGGCGGUGCUCACCAUGGCCAAGGCCAUCCCCGUGCAAGUGGACGGGGAGCCCUGCAAGCUGGCGCCAUCCCGCAUCCGCAUCGCCCUACGCAGCCAGGCCUGCAUGUUGCAGAAAGCCAAGCGCCGCAGUGCCCUGCCUCUGCACAGCGAUCAGCAGCCGGUCCCUGAGCAGCUGCAGAUCCAGGUGAGCCGGGUCAGUAUGCACGACUAUGAGGUGCUGCACUACGACAAGGAGAAGCUGAAAGAGGCCUCGGUGCCGCUGGGGACCGUGCUGGUGCCAGGGGAUAGCGACCUGGAACUGUGCCGGGAGCACAUCGAGAAGCUGCAGCAGGAACCAGAGGGGGCUGGGGCUGGGAGCCCGCUGACCCAGAAGCUGUCAUCCAAAUGGUGUUUUCUGGAUGCCACGACAGCAGAUCGCUUUUACAGGAUCGACCGGGCCCAGGAGCAUCUGAACUAUGUGACAGAGAUCGCCCAGGAUGAGCUGUAUGUCUUGGACCCAGAGCUGUUGGGGACGCCCCCAGGGCCCGAGAUUCCAGCUCCUACUAGUCCUCUGCCUGAAUCCCCUCUUGACACCUCAGUGCCCCCAUCACCCAGAACAAGGACAGAAUCCGAUGGUUCAAGGCCCUCCAAAGAUGAAACGCUGACGGAUGCUGCCAAGAAUAACGACUUCUGCAAGUUCCGGGAGCUGCACCAGGCCGGGGGGGAUCUGAUGCAACGGGACGAGCGGGGCCGAACCCUCCUGCACCACGCGGUCAACGCCGGCAGUAAAGACAUCGUCCGCUACCUCCUGGAGCACGCCCCCUCAGAGAUCAUUGAUGCCGUGGAAGAAAACGGGGAGACCAGCCUGCACCAGGCUGCCGCCCUGCGCCAUCGCACCAUCUGCCAUUACAUCGUGGAGGCCGGGGCCUCGCUCAUGAAGACGGACCUGCAGGGGGACACCCCAAAGCACCGGGCAGAAAAGGCUCAGGACUCAGAGCUGGCCGCCUACUUGGAGAACCGGCAGCACUACCAGAUGAUCCAGAGGGAGGACCAGGAGACCGCGGUGUAGCCAGCCUGCUCAGCCAGCCCACCCAAACCAGCCAGCAGGACUGAGCCCGGGGGCCUCUCUCCUCGGGGCGGGGCGGGGCUGUGUGCCCCCAGGAGCCAGCGGCUCCCAUUUCCCCGACCCCUCCCUUACUGCCACAUUCCAGGUGGGCAGAGGCACCGCUGCAGUGCCAGGCGGCCAGCACCUCGGCAGGCCCCGAGGGGAGGAUGAACUCACGAACGAGGCUCUGCUGUGGAGCCAGUGAGAGCCGCCUAGGAAGCGGCCGCCAGAUCCGCCCUGCUGGGGUCUGGGGCGCCCCGGGCUCUGGGCCGGGCCUCUAUCUUGGAUCUGGAAUGCCUCCGCUGACAGUUUCCUCCAAUUGGGCCAGAAGGGCCCCAGAGCACAAUGCCACACUGGAGCCCUGAGAACCCAACCUCAGCAGGGAAAUUGCUGACCUUGCCACCUCCCCGACACCCCCCCAUCCACCUCCGUACUCCAAACUUAGCACAAAUCCCACCCUGGCCCCCAGCUGCCCAGAGCGGUCAGGUCUCUGAUGAGUGAAGCAGGGAAGGGGGAGAGGAGUUGAGGGGAAAGGGCGGGAGAGCUGGUAGGAGGAAGGGUCUAGAGAAGUCGGGGGCGGUGUGAAUUGGGAGCAGCUGGGGAAAAGGGAGGUGGAUUGGAGAAGAAUGGGUAAUUGAGAAGAGAGCAGCACCGGGGCCGUGGCGGGUCAUGUGGGAGAAGGAAGUGAAUGGACUGGUGUUGGGGAUGGGGAGACAAGAUAGGACAAGAUGGGAGGGCGGGGGAGCUAUUUUGGGGAGUGUCCUCAAGUGACAGCUGAAACCUGGGAUGGUAAGUUCCAGGAGCAUUCUGAGGAAGCUGAAGACCGGCUCUUCCCCUGCGGCCUCUGGGAGUGUCCCCCCGGAGGCUCUCCUCCCGUGUCCAGUCCGGGCGCUCCUCCUCCUUCACCCCCUCACCCUGGGCAGUGCCUGACCCCUUCUCUCACUUAGUCCUAGCCAGAGGACCAUGGGCAGGGUCCAGGUCCGGCUCCCAGCGAUCCCAGGGAGGGGCCAGCAGCCACAAGGGGAUGUUGUCACUUGCAUUUUGUUUACAACCUGGCUGCGUGUGACUCAGUAAAUUUUUUUUUCCACUUUG